This is a messenger RNA of Lactuca saligna, 327 nucleotides long. The record is from the annotation of a GenBank genome assembly. Lineage: Eukaryota; Viridiplantae; Streptophyta; Magnoliopsida; Asterales; Asteraceae.
AUGAAUGGUUAUUUUUCUACCAAGUCUAAUGUUCACAACUUUGGUGUGUUGGAUUUGGAGAUAAUAAGUGGGAAAAAGAAUUUUGGAUUUCAGCAUCCUAACCAUAACUUGAACCUUCUAGGGACAUAUGCGUCUUCUGUUGCCACACAGACAACCAUUCUGGCAAUGAAGUGUUUGAUGAAAGAACCCAAACAUAGACCGAGUGUUGAUGAGUUAGAUAAAGCAUUGGAGCAGAUUCAGGAAUUGCAGAAAGCUUUUAAGAAUGUUGGAAUGGAAUCAGUGAGAAAAGAGAAUCAGAAUGGGAAUAGGAAGUGUGAUUCUCAUUAG